Charadrius vociferus (killdeer) is the source of this 2682-nucleotide messenger RNA. Its product is annotated as inactive phospholipase C-like protein 2. Gene Ontology annotation, biological process: intracellular signal transduction; lipid metabolic process. The coding region runs from base 58 to 2682 and encodes 874 amino acids. The record is from RefSeq and is a predicted model, not a curated record. NCBI's taxonomy places the organism in Eukaryota, Metazoa, Chordata, Aves, Charadriiformes, Charadriidae. Gene Ontology annotation, molecular function: phosphatidylinositol-4,5-bisphosphate phospholipase C activity. The transcript has 4 exons.
CAGGAUGGAUCCCGGCAGCGGCCGCCGCAGAAGAAGAAGACGGUGUCCUUCAGCACCAUGCCCAACGACCGCAAGAUCAACAGCACGGCUGCCUGCAUCUCCUUCAUGCUGGAGGGCUGCGAGCUGAAGAAGGUGCGCUCCAACUCCCGCAUGUACAGCCGCUUCUUUGUGCUGGAUGCUGACAUGCGCUCUGUGCGCUGGGAGCCCUCCAAGAAGGACUCGGAGAAGGCCAAGAUCGAGAUCAAGUCAGUCAAAGAGGUGCGUGUGGGCAAGAAGACGCCCGUCCUGCGCAGCAACGGCCUCUCCGACCAGUUCCCGGACGAGUGCGCCUUCUCCAUCAUCUAUGGAGACAAUUAUGAGUCCCUGGACCUGGUGGCCAGCUCAGCCGACGUGGUGAGCGCCUGGGUGAUGGGGCUGCGGUACCUGGUGUCCUACGGGAAACACACACCCGAGGCGCCUGGGACCAGCCACCCCAGCCUCCGGACCUCCUGGAUCUCCUCCGUCUUUGACCUCGCUGACCUAGAGAAGUCUGGCCACAUCCCUGUGUCCCGGGCUGUGCAGCUGAUCAAAGCCCUCAACCCAGGCAUGAGGACCUCCACCAUCGAGCUGAAGUUCAAGGAGCUGCAGAAGGCCAGUGAGCGUCCUGGCACGGAGGUGGCCUGUGACCUCUUCGUGGAGGCGUACUGCGAGCUCUGCACCCGCCCCGAGAUCUUUUUCCUUCUGGUGCAGUUCUCCAGCAACAAGGAGUACUUGGGGCUGAAGGACCUGCUGAUGUUCCUGGAGGUGGAGCAGGGCAUGGAGGGGGUGACGGAAGAGAAGUGCUUGGAGAUCGUUGGCAAGUAUGAGCCCUCCAAGGAGGGCCGUGAGAAGGGCUACCUGGCCAUCGAUGGCUUCACACGCUACCUGCUCUCCGCGGACUGCUCCAUCUUCGACCCGCAGCACCGCAAGGUGUGCCAGGACAUGGCGCAGCCCCUCUCCCACUACUACAUCAGCUCUGCCCACAGCGCCUGCCUGCUGGAGGACAACUUCUGGGGCCGCUCGGACAUCAGCGGCUACCUUAGUGCCCUGGGCCUGGGCUGCCGCAGCAUCGAGCUGGUGCUGUGGGGCGGCUCCGCCUACCCCCUCAUCCUCUGCCUGGUGGUGCGUUGCUCAGCCCCCCAGCAGCGCCUUGCCGCCCAGUGCCUGCGCAAGACACUGGGGGAGAAACUGUACCUGGAGCCCCCCAACCCCGCCGCCUCCUACCUGCCCUCCCCGGAGCAGCUCAAGGGCCGCAUCCUCAUCAAGGGCAAGAAGCUGCCGCCCGGCUGCGAGGACAGCGAGGGGGAGGUGUCGGACGAGGAGGAAGGCUGGGAGCUGGCGCGGCGGCUGGGCCAGGAGGACCGGGAGGUGCCGGAGGGAGGUGGCCCGCGGCGGGUGCGCCUCAGCCGGGAGCUCUCGGAGCUGGUGAGCCUUUGCCAGGCUGUCCCCUUCCAGGACUUUGAGAGCUCGCGGCGCGGGCAGCGCUACUGGGAGAUGUGCUCCUUCAGCGAGGUGGAGGCAGGACGCUUCGCCAACGAGUGCCCGGCCGAGCUGGUGAGCUACAACAAGCGGUUCCUCUCCCGCAUCUACCCCAGCCCCAUGCGCAUCGACGCCAGCAACAUGAACCCCCAGGACUUCUGGAAGUGCGGCUGCCAGAUGGUGGCCAUGAACUACCAGACGCCGGGGCUCAUGAUGGACCUGAACGCGGGCUGGUUCCGGCAGAACGGAGCCUGCGGCUAUGUCCUCCGCCCCGCCAUCAUGCGGGAGGAGGUCUCCUACUUCAGUGCCAACGCCAAGGACUCCUUGCCUGGGGUGCCUGCCCAGCUCCUGCACCUCAAGGUCAUCAGUGGGCAGAACCUGCCCAAGCCCAAGGGCUCGGGGGCCAAGGGGGGGGUGGUGGAGCCCUAUGUCUGCGCCGAGAUCCACGGCAUCCCGGCCGACUGCGCCGAGCACCGCACCAAGACGGCCCUGCAGAGCGGGGACAACCCUGUCUUUGAUGAGAGCCUGGAGUUCCAGAUCAACCUGCCAGAGCUGGCCGUCCUGCGCUUUGUCGUGCUGGAUGAUGACUACAUCGGGGACGAGUUCAUCGCCCAGUACACCAUCCCCUUCGAGUGCCUGCAGCCUGGCUACCGCCAUGUCCCCUCCAGUUCCCUGGCUGGGGAGCCCCUGGCCCACGCCACCCUCCUUGUCCACGGCGCCACUGACCGCCGCGGCGGAGGCAGGGGGCACCGCCGGGGGCUGGCAGGGCGCCGGGGCCGCCGGGUGCGGGAGUACACCUCCACCAAGGCCACCGGCAUCAAGGCCAUCGACGAGGUCUUCCGGACGGCCCCCCAGCCACUGCGGGAGGCCACCGACCUGCGAGAGAAUGUGCAGAAUGCGCUGGUCUCCUUCAAGGAGCUGUGUGGCCUGACGCCCGCCGCCAACAUGAAGCAGUGCAUCCUGACGGUGGCAACGUGGCUGCUGCACAGUGACAGUGCGCCCAGCGUCACCCUCAACCUGGCAGAGCAGUACCCCCCCAUGGAGGCCCAGGGCCCUAUCCCGGACCUGCUGCGCAAGGUCCUCACCGCCUACGAGACGUGCCUGGCCAGGUUUGCCGCUGCUCCGGCUAAGCUGCCUGAGCCCCGGGGGGAGGUGGGAGCAGCAGAUGGCGAGGGGGAGGCAUGA